AUUAACCACCAAAGAUAUCGUUAUCCGUUUCUGAACGAUACAGACUCGAAAGUUUUGAGUUUCUCGUACUAAUGGCAUCUUCUUCUUCAACUCUGCUGCUUCCAUUAGGUAAAAGCCCAUUUGAUAGCUCUCAAGGGAUUUGUAGUAGGAGAUUUUCAAGUGGGGUUGUGAGAUGUUCUAAUUUGGAACUCAAGGCUUCAAAUUGUGAUGAAAUUAAGCUAAGUAAGAGAAGAAGGGAAGUGAUUGGAUUGAUGCUUGGAGCUUCAAGUCUGUUUGUUGAGUCAUUUGCAGCCAAUGGAGCUGGGUUGCCUCCUGAGGACAAGCCUAAGCUCUGUGAUGUUGCUUGUGAAAAGGAGCUUGAAAAUGUACCUAUGGUAACUACAGAAUCUGGUUUGCAGUACAAGGACAUCAAAGUUGGUAGGGGUCCUAGUCCGCCGGUUGGUUUUCAGGUGGCAGCUAAUUAUGUAGCCAUGGUUCCAUCUGGACAAAUAUUUGAUAGCUCUCUUGAGAAGGGUCAGGUUUAUAUUUUUCGAGUUGGCUCUGGUCAGGUGAUUAAGGGACUUGAUGAAGGCCUGCUGAGUAUGAAAGCAGGAGGAAAGCGACGACUCUACAUUCCGGGAUCAUUGGCAUUCCCCAAAGGUCUUACCUCAGCUCCAGGAAGGCCAAGGGUGGCUCCAAAUAGUCCGGUCAUCUUUGAUGUGAGCUUGGAAUACAUACCAGGUUUAGAAUUUGAUGAAGGAGAUGAAUAAUGAUACAAUUUCUUCUGCAUUUGCUUGCAAAAUAUAUAUACUUGACCAUAGAAUAAAGGGUCUUGGUAUAUAUGCAGCUGCAGCAACUCGAUAUGUCCCAACUAUUUUAUAUUUUUGGUUGAGCUGUUAAUAGCAUUUGAAAAGGCUAAUGCUAUAAAGUUAAUUAUUGCUCUUUUUUUCUCUGUAAUUAAAUUUGAUACAAGAGAUGAUGAUGAUGAUGAUGCUAUAUAGAUUUUCUUUCAUCA
Messenger RNA from Cannabis sativa, 994 nucleotides. Its product is annotated as peptidyl-prolyl cis-trans isomerase FKBP16-3, chloroplastic. The record is from RefSeq and is a predicted model, not a curated record. Bases 72 to 749 code for a protein of 225 amino acids. Gene Ontology annotation, molecular function: peptidyl-prolyl cis-trans isomerase activity. NCBI's taxonomy places the organism in Eukaryota, Viridiplantae, Streptophyta, Magnoliopsida, Rosales, Cannabaceae. The transcript has 7 exons.